ACACCGACAUUUCAAAACGGCAGCACCGCCUUGAGUAAAUUUGUGAUUUUCGCGCGCCCUGCAAACCCUGAAAGGCCAAAACCCUUCCCCUUACGCCAACCUCAAAUUAUCCUAACGUAACUGAGAAUUGAUUCAGGCACGAACAAUAACACACACGCUGCUUCCUCUUCUCUCGUCGUGCUGCAAUUGCUGGGGUUUUUUGGGGAGACGAGGAAGGAGCACAUUAUGGCUCUGGCGCAGCCAAUCGAACAAGUUCAAUGUUUCGGCCGUAAGGGGAUCGCCGUUGCCGUGACUCACUGCAAGCGCGGCUGUGGACUCAUCAAGAUCAAUGGCUGUCCGAUGAAACUCGUGCAGCUGGAGAUUCUCCGGCCGCUAGGAAAACACCGUUUCGCCGGUGUCGACAUGUGUAUUGCCAAAGCCAGCGUUGCUUUAGGUUGGUUCAAAAUUUCCCUCCUACUGGUUUCUCUGUGUUCGCGCUUUUCAUUUGCCCGCCCUCUCUGUUCUUGUCGUGUGGGUCCCGCUUGUUAUGGAAUCCAGAACAUUAGAUCAACAUUCAACAGUGAUUCGUCCUGCCGCACUUUGUCAUUUCCGCUCCUCCGUUGCUGAUCCGAAAUUUCCCUCUCGGCUCACCCAUUCUCCUUCGUGUUAUCGCCAGUGUUUUACGUGAGCAUGCUCAACCUGAAGAAUGACGACGAAGCGUUAUUUUCAGACUUUCUUUAAUUCUAUACCCUGGUGCUCGGACAAUUUACUCUUGCAGCUCAGUUGGAUAUCCUAUCCCUUAGACUGUUAGUUCAGAUAAAUUUGCUGUUACACUUAUUCAGAAACUGGCAAUUGAAUUUUGAUUUUCUAUAAUAUUCAUGAAGAGAAAGCACUACUUAG
Messenger RNA from Prosopis cineraria, 879 nucleotides. RefSeq lists its product as uncharacterized. Gene Ontology annotation, cellular component: cytosolic small ribosomal subunit; ribosome. NCBI's taxonomy places the organism in Eukaryota, Viridiplantae, Streptophyta, Magnoliopsida, Fabales, Fabaceae. Gene Ontology annotation, molecular function: structural constituent of ribosome; RNA binding. The coding region runs from base 226 to 606 and encodes 126 amino acids. The transcript has a single exon. The record is from RefSeq and is a predicted model, not a curated record. Gene Ontology annotation, biological process: translation; maturation of SSU-rRNA from tricistronic rRNA transcript (SSU-rRNA, 5.8S rRNA, LSU-rRNA).